Molecule: messenger RNA, 1246 nt
Organism: Bombyx mandarina (wild silkworm)
Lineage: Eukaryota; Metazoa; Arthropoda; Insecta; Lepidoptera; Bombycidae
Product: ras-related protein Rap-2b
Molecular function (GO): GTPase activity; GTP binding
Source: RefSeq, a predicted model, not a curated record
AUGAAAGGCAGACAUCAAUUUCGCCGUAGAUUCAGUCUGCAGCCUUCCUUCAUGAAGGAAGAACACGAAGAAGAGAAGAAACACCACAGGGCUGAAAGAACAGAAGAUACAGUACCGAAUAGCGCCAAUCUCACUAAUAACGCAGUGAGGCACAAAAUCGUGGUACUAGGUGCGGCUAAAGUCGGCAAAUCUUCACUAAUCACACAAUUCCUAUACGGCGCUUUCUCGACCAAAUACAAGCGAACCAUCGAAGAAAUGCAUCACGGAGACUUCAAUGUAUCCGGUGUGAGGUUGACUCUCGACAUUUUGGACACGUCCGGAUCGUAUGAAUUCCCGGCAAUGCGUACCCUGUCAAUGCAAUCGGCCGACGCAUUCAUAUUGGUUUACGAUAUUACGGAUGCGAACAGCUUCUCCGAAGUCCGAGCUCUCAGAGACCAGAUACACGAAACUAAACAGAGCACGGCCGUUCCUAUCGUCGUCGUCGGUAACAAGGUCGAUCUGGCAGAGACGGGCGCGCGUCAGGUGGAGUUCCACACAACAGAAUCAGUAGUCACAGUCGAUUGGGAAAACGGUUUCGUGGAAGCGUCCGCCAAAGACAAUAUUAACGUAUCGCAGAUCUUCAAGGAGCUAUUGGUACAGGCGAAGGUUAAGUACAAUUUGUCGCCCGCGUUGAGGCGACGCCGGCGACAGUCGCUGCCGACAGGACCACAGGGCGCGCCGGGAACCAGCCCGACCCCAUCGACGCCGAGCCAUCAGCCCCACGUCCCCUCCGCGGCUCAGCUCGCGCACCUCCAACAGAUACGAGAGCGACACAGCAAACGCAAUUCGUGCAUUAUAUCUUAAAUUCUUUUAUAUCGUGCAGAUUUAGGACAAGAGGCAGUACGCGAAUUCCUUCACUGUAUCAGUACGCUCGACCUAAAUCUGCUAAGUUAUUUUAACAUCGAGCGUCGUUCAGAAAAGUGCGGUGUCGGCAACUAUAAGAUUAGACGUCAGUGUUCUCUGUGCAUAUCUUCUAGUAGAUAACAUUUUUCCUGAUGCAAAACACCGCACAGAAUCAGCCGAACGUACGCAUUAAUCUAUGAAUAACGUUUUUAUAAGACUUUUAUAUUCGAUUUACGUGUAUGUUGUCACUAUCUUCUAAAUUUUCAUCUAAAUACUGUCAAAUUUAAUUAUUAAGCUCUCGUAAUACAAAUACACUCAUGAUCCUAUAAUCUUAAUGGAUACGUGAUACUAUUCUCAGUUUACA